Molecule: messenger RNA, 6229 nt
Organism: Passer domesticus (house sparrow)
Lineage: Eukaryota; Metazoa; Chordata; Aves; Passeriformes; Passeridae
Gene: LRRC39
Product: leucine rich repeat containing 39
Exons: 9
Coding region: 1567-2586 (339 amino acids)
Biological process (GO): signal transduction
Molecular function (GO): protein binding
Source: RefSeq, a predicted model, not a curated record
CUGAAUAAGAGAAAAGCUGGUAAUGUAUGGAGUGUGGCGCAUCCAUGUAAGGUGCUAUUAACAUUUCUAUUGUGGUAUAACGGUCUUUUAUAUAAAGGUCAUUUCUUGCAAAGUUUGACUGUUACAUCGUGCUUAUCACCUAUUUCAUUUUUAUCAGAUUUAUUUAUUCCUAAUAAAAAAUGUAAAGCCACAAAAUGUUGGUUUUAUUUGUGAAUUUUAUGCAGGCAAUCCUGUAUGGGUGACUCAAACUCUUCUUGCCUUAAAAACAUACUGUACCCAAGGCUACCAGAAGAACACAGCCUAAUGUCUACUUUCCUACAAGUAUAUUGUUGUGGUAAGGGCUUAGUCUAAAGGCUUAGGAUAUUUUUUAAUCUGAUGAUAAUUGAGAAAAUAAAUUGAGGAAAUAGAAAUGUAUGAAAGAAAGCAAUAAAAUUAAUUUGAAAUACUUAAGACAGAAUAAUUUUACUUACACAAGGAGAAGAUUGAAAGCUAAAGUACUUAGUGUCUUUUUAAGUAGGUAAUGGUAUUAAUGUAUUUAGUUGUUUGUGGAUUGGAGAGGGUUGUUUUUUUUUGUUUUGUUAUUAAGUUCUGUGUGGUAGAAUUAUAACCAAAGUAAUGAUACUUUUAAAAUUUCAUCCUCACAUUUUAUACUCCAGCUCAUUUGGUUAGAACUAUCCAGUUUUAUGGCUUCUGCCUCAAAUAGUAACCUUGUAGUUAUUGUUGUCUCUCUUCCCAUUUGAUUGAAGUAAAAGAUUCUGACAGACUUGUUCUCCUUUGAUCUUCUCCAAGGGCUAUUUGAAGAAAUAGAAUAUUAAAUAUUUUUCGUUAUUGGAACCAUGAAAAGGGGUGAGUAAUAACCCCUCUGCACAUCCUGGUAAAGAUUACUUUUCUGUCUGGACUUUGAAAAUUUGCAGUCAAAUUCUUCAGCAAGAGAAUUCUUCAGCAUUGGCAAAAGUAAUGAGUAAAAUACUUAGUGAUGUAAUACCUUUUCUUGUCUGUUUAGUGAAUGUUGCUUUUUAACAGCACUUUGAAGCUCAGUUACCUUGCAGAGAAACAUUACUAAAGAAAGCAGUCAUUUUUAAUUCAAUACUGACCUUUUUUAUUUCUAAUUGUAAUUUUUAAUCCAAUACAAACUUAUUGUGUAGCAUAACAGUAUUCUUUUGUUCUUUGUUCACAAUUUCUGUUAACGGGAGUCCAGUUUAGGGGAGCCCAAUCACACUCAGCAAAAUGGGAAGACUUCAACAGUGGUAAAUGCUUGGGGGGGUUGCAAAAUACCUCAUGUGAUGCCUUCUAUUCUCAGCAUAGGUUAAAAUUAGAACUAGACUGACAUUGCAUUGGAGUCUGAGUGAGAGUUUUAAAUGGCUUUGGUAAUGCAGACAAGAUUCAUAAUUUAUCUCCACUCUUGUCCAGAAAGCAAUGAGCCACAGAAAAUCCUUGAAAACACUGAAUAAUUAAGAAUUUUGUUUUUCACGUCACUGUCCCCAUCUGGGACCCAUACCUGAAGUGGUGCAUUGAGCCUGAAAUUCAGUCAGAUUCCUGCAAGCAAAUCUGAACAUGUAAAGGAUCAUGGCUGAAACUGCAGUUUGCCUGGGAACAUUCUCUGCUGUGAAGACACUCUGGGAAGUGAGAAUACACAAGAUAAAUGAAGAAUUACAGAGAGAAAAGGAAUUCAGGCAGAGGUCUGCAGGAAGACUACUGCUUGUCUGGGAGGAGAGAGCUGCUUUAGCAAAGCUUAAAGAAAAAGUUAUUAAUGAAGGUGGAAGAGCAAUUUUAAGGAUAGAGGAAGAAGAAUGGAAGACAUUACCUUCGUGCUUAUUGAAACUAAUCCAUCUCCAGGAAUGGCAGCUUCACAGAACUAGUUUGCAGAAAAUUCCUCAGUUUAUUGGAAGAUUUCACAGCCUUGUUGUUCUGGAUCUAUCCCGGAACUCAAUUGAAAGUGUACCUAAAGAAAUUGGCCAGCUGACCAGCCUCCAAGAGCUGCUUCUCAGUUACAACAGAAUAAAAUCUGUUCCUAAGGAAAUAAGUAACUGCAUCAGUCUGGAAAGAUUGGAACUGGCUGUCAACAGAAGUAUCUGUGAUCUUCCUCCUCAGCUCAGUGAUUUAAAGAAGCUGUCACACAUAGAUCUGUGCAUGAAUCAGUUUACUGCCAUCCCUUCAGCUCUCCUCAACAUGCCAAAUCUUGAAUGGUUAGAUAUGGGGGGAAACAAACUCCAGGAGCUUCCUGACACAAUUGACAGAAUGGAAAACCUCCACACUUUAUGGCUCCAAAGGAAUGAAAUAAACUCUUUGCCAGAAACCAUUGGUAAUAUGAAAAAUCUAAGUACUCUUGUUCUUAGCAACAACAAACUUAAGAAUAUUCCAGCUUGUAUGAAGGACAUGACAAAUCUGAGAUUUGUCAACUUCAGAGACAACCCACUGGAGCUAGAGGUAACACUCCCUCCAUGUGAGAACACAGACGAGGAGGAGCAACAGGAAAUGUUUGGCAUUGACUUCAUGCACAUGUAUAUCCAGGAAUCACUCAAGAAAACAGGAAAUGUGGAAAGUUGUACUUCUGGUUCUCCUCCGGUCAUGAAUCCUAAUGAAUAAAGAAUGCAACUGUGAAUGGAAGAAAAUUAUCAACUACACUUCUUCACAGCAAAGAGGCUACAACAGGUUUCAAAUAUUCUUAGGGAUUUUAUUUUUCCACUGAUGAGAACUGGUUUGCAUAUUUGCAAUUCCCAGUGAAACUGGAAAAUAUAAGACCUUUUCAUGGGUACAGGAAAGAUGAUACAAGUUUUUUUUUGUAAGAGAUGAAGUAGCUUUAAAAAAAAAAACCCAAUGAGUUUUAUAGGGUUUGGUUUUUUUCCCUACCAAUUCCAAAUCUAUCUCCUGUCAUAUAGUUGGCUCUGGUAUCAAAGAAGCAUUUGGGACAGCUGUCAACAGGACAUUCUCCAAGGAAACAGCAGACUCUGUGUAAUACUGCAGUGCAGCCUUGUAUCCUUGCUGUUGUAAAUACUCAAUGCGCCCGUGAUCAAUCAGCCGUUUGCAGAGGCAGCCGAUCUCCUUCCGCUCCUCGACGCUCAGCACCCUGGUUCCAGACAGAGGAAGGAAGGAAUGAACAGCUGGCACAAAGCAGUUCUGGUAAUUAACAUUAGUAGUUAAGCUUAGAAGAACUACUGAAAUAAUUUUAAGUUCAUUUCGGUCAGGUAAGCAUGACUGUUGAAAUAUUUUGAAAUGUACGUCCAUGAAAAUCAUAUCUUUAAAGUAAAAUAGUCUAUAAGUUUACUAAUUAAAUGUUUUUGCAAAAUUAGUCCUUUUGAGGACCCAAAGCAAUUUAAUGUGCCACUAUAUAUAGCUUUUCUGCUGGAAUCCAUUUGCUAGGAAAAAAAAUGUACAUACCCUUGUAAAGUAUCAGAACCACUUGCUGUCCUGCUGAGCGUGUGCUCGUGUUCUUCUGUGUCAUUAGUCUGAUCUUCACUGACUUCACUUGUAGAAGCUUUGCUUGUGGUUUCUUGCAUGCCACAAGUGGCCCAACUACUCAUUCUCUGAAAAUAAUGGAAUUCUACUGGUCCCAGUCCUACUGAUUUAAAGAACUCUCUGCCUACAUAAUGUGUCCAGUCACACUUGUGAUGGCAACAGAGAGCAAUAACAAUUCCAGCUACAGGCUUAUGGUCUUCUGUGGUGCUGUCAUUACCAGCAGAUUUGUGAGGAGCCACCUCUGUCUGAGCAGCCCUGCAGCGUUUUGGUGCAGGCUCUUCAUCUUCUCCACCACAGCAAGUGGUGUAACUUUCAAGCAAGCAUCUCAAAGCAAGAUCUGGGAAUGAACAAAUACAUCCCCCCCAACAAAAAAUAUCCAUAAACACCAUGCCAUUAUUUAUACAUCAUGGUUAAUAAUGUGCUUCCCACAAAGAAAAAUAAAAUUACACAUCACAAACUAAGCCAAAAAGCAAGUUCAAUGAUAACUAAAAAUCACAAACAUGCUUUGAAAACAUGUCGUACUCUACCUAGUAGCCAUAUAACAUUAGAAGAAUUGUAUUAGUUUAAAGUUAUCAGAACAGAAACACAACCUUAUUUGUGUUUGGGAUACAUAUUCAGACAGCCAAUAAAAUUUUAGAAACAAAAUUGUUUCAAAGAAGAGGCAACUGUGCUAAAAAAUUAUUCUCAAAUACACGACCCAUGCCACCACACACUGUUCUCUGUUCUAAUCUGUUGAAGCCAAGAAGUGCUUCACUUCUGCCUAAAGCAUCCUUACAUCUCCUCCUUUUACUAUUCCACCGAGUCAAGAGAUACUUAGAAUAUAAUUACUGUGUUCACCAAAAAAGGGUUAGAGGGCAAGAACAGCUUAAAAGGAUGAUUUGGAAGAUCAGUGUAUUCAGAGUGUAAGGUCUAUAUCUUGACUUUCUGCAGUUCACACAUCUGUAAUUCAUACCUGUUGCAGCACCACACAAAUGCUUUCCAAUUCCUACCACUGGUAGUUUUUUCUUCUCCAAAAUAGGUACCUUAUCUGGAGGGAAAAAAAACAAACCAACAAACCCCCAUCCAAUCCACAAUGUCCCCAGCGCCUCUGUUUUUUCAGAAUAUAAUAUCAGCACACUUAGAAAUAAAUGUUUGCCACUACUAAAAACACAUUGAUUUGCACAUUUUGUUAAGACAAACGAAAAGAAUAAGAUGCAGUGGCUGGGAAGCACAUUUAACCAUUUCAGCCUUUCUAUACUGCCUAUGAAAUGUAAAUAUGACAUUAAUGCAUCUCCUGCUGACAGGUGCUCCCACAAAUUCUGCAUCAUUGAUGGUGCAUCACUUGCUUAAUUCUACACAUAAAACAAACAAUGCAAACAUGUUUAAUUCUGCAAGUGCUAAAAAACCUUCAAAAUGUAUUUGUUUUGGUGCUUUCGCACCUAUAAUGAUGUCCUAUGAGUGUAUAAAAAGUAGAAAACUUUAAAAGUCCAUUUAAAAUACAUGUUUAUGUGUAUUUAUGUAUAUUCACACAUGGCUGUGUGUAUAUAUGUGUAUACAUACAGCAUCAACAUGUCCAAGCAACCACUGAGAAUAAUUUUCAGAACCAAGUACAUGUAAGCACGUUACACACAAACUGCUUGGAACCCCAAUUCAAAAUUUAAAAAUAAUGACACAGAAUGACACAGGCCAAGAAGGAACUUACUUAAACAUAAGUGCUGAAUGUCCACUUGAAGCCUCUCAAAUACAGAAUCUCUCCUUUUGUGUUUUCCAUCCACCUGUUUAAACAGAACAAGAGAUUGCAUAGGGCUGGCCACUAAUAACUAUAAUUUUGCUCCAGGUAUUAAUGCCAGACUUUUUUCUUGUCAAAUCUACAUCUGUGAAUUUCCAACAUUAAACAUCAAGAUUUUUUCCUAAUAAAUUUGCUAUUGGUGAAGUAUGGAAUGUAUAACUUGUAAAAUUUAAAUGUACUGAGGAUAAAAAAGAAAUACUAACAGCUGCAAUGGCAAUGGUUUAAGAAUUAUACUUUACUAAUGUAACAAUAUCCUCUUACCUUGAAUCUUGUGGUUGCCCUUUCCACAAGCAAAAACUGAACAUUUUCAACGUUCUCUAAGGCAAUAUCAACCCAAUGAGACAGCUUUCCUCGCCCAGCUCCAAACUCAACAAAACACCUUCCUGGACCAAGUAAAUGCAAUUGUUCCAUGUUACCUAAAAUUGAAGCCUACAGACAUCAAAAGAUUAUUUGUGAACCAAGAAAAUAUAUGCCCUGUGUUUUGUAAUGCCUUACAGAAAAAUUAUUCUUUCACCAAACUGCAGAAGACUUUUUUAAAUCCUCCUUUCAGUGAGGGAUUAGGGAAAGGAUGAUGUGUGUACAGAGGAAAGGGAUUAUAUCUUCUGUUUUACCAUAUCACAUUUCCUCUGUGGGAAGCAACUGGAAUUAUGCACCCAGUCACCUAAAUAUACAGCAGCAGAAUUCCAUGUCCAAACUCUAUAGUUAUUAGUAAAUCAGACCAAACCUGUUGUUUCAGGUGUUUGAAAGCAGAUUCCCCAUUCUUUGGGUCACUUAAGGCUUCUAGUAAAGCCUGGUGGGACAGUAUUUGUUCCUUAAGAUGGAGUUCCAGGCCUGAAGGCAAAUGCAAAACUUUUAGGUAUAGCUUUUGAGUUUCCACGGGUUCCUAGUUUGUAACACACAUUAUUACAAUUGUGACAUGAGCUCAGUUUGUAGCACUAACAAAGCAGUCUGCUGGGAGUGUAAAGCUAUCUUCAUAUGUUUAUAACAGAGCUGUAUUGUUAUCUG